AUGUCUCGUUCGCGGGGACCGGGAGAGGGCGAGAAGGGCUUGGGCAAUCCUGGUUCGUUUAUCCGAUGCAGGGAAGUUGACUGGCGGACGAAAUGGGAAUGGGGCCUGCUGUUUCUGUCGAGCCAGGAUACCGACGCGCCGGGUCUCGCGUCCCAGGCAGAUCAAGUGAGGCAAGUGGAGAGGUGGAUCAACACUUUGAGAGUGACUGUCCAGAACGAAGAGAAACCGUCACUGCUGCACGCCCUCAUCCUCUAUUAUAUAAAAGAAGGCCGGUAUCGUCAAGCUUUGGAGGAGCUCGAGACAUAUUUGCCCUCUUACCCCUAUCUUCUCUCUGCAUCUCUCCACACUUAUGCUGGGUUGCUCGCCUUCUAUCUUGCCCAGCCGGCCUCGCACGUCCGACAACGUUCCCCCAGUCGAUCACAGCAACACUUGAUCGUACCCGGAGGAAAUGAGUCCUCGCCUUCUUCUUCUCCGAGAUCUUCUCGAUCACCUUCGCCUUCACCUGUCCCCCUCGGAUGGGAUCAUGCAGACUUCUCGCUCAUGGGUCGAGCGAAAGGUUGGUUCGCCAAGUCUCUAGAGAUUGAUGAGAAGGAGGAAGUUGCCAAAGAGUUUCUCAGGAUGAUUGACCACCCUGCGGCGAAUGAUGGCCCGCAGUCAGACAGUGGCGAUGACAUGGGCUCUGAGCGAGACGAGAGCGAGGCAAGUGACGGGUCUCAGCGAUACGACUUGAACGAUGAGUAUGAAUUUUCAUGA
Cryptococcus wingfieldii CBS 7118 is the source of this 753-nucleotide messenger RNA. RefSeq lists its product as hypothetical. The transcript has 5 exons. Bases 1 to 753 code for a protein of 250 amino acids. Lineage: Eukaryota; Fungi; Basidiomycota; Tremellomycetes; Tremellales; Cryptococcaceae. The record is from RefSeq and is a predicted model, not a curated record.